This is a messenger RNA of Pieris brassicae (large cabbage white), 3216 nucleotides long. RefSeq lists its product as uncharacterized. The transcript has 4 exons. NCBI's taxonomy places the organism in Eukaryota, Metazoa, Arthropoda, Insecta, Lepidoptera, Pieridae. The record is from RefSeq and is a predicted model, not a curated record. The coding region runs from base 520 to 1284 and encodes 254 amino acids.
GGCAGCCGGUGCACCCGCGUCGCCCGCCCGUUCGCCCCACUACGCGACUGCGAACACCGCGCCGCGCCGCGGUCGCGUCCGCGUCAUUGAACAACAAGACUCGCUCGAUGGCAGCCGUAUUACUGCCAAUAUGAAAAAAAGAGUUCAUAGAAACUCUGUUACAAAAUUCGCGAUAGUGGAUAUUACAUGUUAUCUUUGUUUUACAAAUUAUUUAUUUUUAUAGUGUUAUUACAUUCAAAAACGAUAUAUUAUUUAUUAGUGAAUGUUAGUUAAUUAUUGUAAAGUGCUUUAAGGGUGUUGUAAUCUCCGUGUAUUGCCCUAUGAUUGUUUUGUUUAAAAUAUUCUAAGGUCUUACAAGAUAAGUUGUAAUGUGUGUGAUAGUGUUGCAACCAGCGAGCAAGUUAAACAUGAUAGUGUAAUCGAUUCGCUUACAAGUGACUCGAGGGUCAUAGAAGUUGAAAUAUACACAGUUCUGCCAUCGAUAGAAAACACGGCAUUGUGGACAGCACUGACUCAAAUAUGUGUUGUGAUUUACAGAUGCUCUCGGUACAAGUGCCGGGGUGCGCGGGCAUGGAGCGGUUGGGCGCGCCGGGGGGGACGCGUCUUCGUCACGAACUCAGGCACCAUCAUUCCUCAUUGGAAUGGGAGAAACAGCAGAGGUUGCAGGCGAUGGUUGGUCGUCUGCAAGAGAUGGUGGAGCAGGAGACGCGCGCGCGGUCUGCCGCAGCAGCGGAACGGCUUGGCCUGCCUCCCAGCAUACAGCUGCCGGACGGCGAGUACGGUCAGGACGCACACCUACAAUUACGAGUCCCUUAUCAGGUCCCAAGCCGAGCUGACGAGAAGCAGCUUCCAGCCGCCGCCGAACAAGUGCGUGAGCGACGUACCCGAAUGGGCGGUGGGCGCGGCGGAGCCGGUAGGCGGACGGCGCGGAGCGGGCAAGAAGGACGGGCUGCUGCAGAAAGCCACACGCUGGUGGGUGCGCAUGGGUGCACGGCCGGCGUCGCUGCUGCCGUCGGCCGCUCCGCCACCGUGCGUGAUGGUGCCGCGUCGUUCCGCGCCGUCACCGCCGCCCGACGCGUGACGUCGCCGCACCUGUGCACCUCUCUACCAUAUCACGCUUACAUUCCAUUAUCGGGACGACCAGACUCGCCGGCGGGCGCUCGCGUCCCGGAGUAUUAUAGACUUGCUAAUUUAUUUAUUUGGGGGCGGCGCUGGGCCGGCCGACGGAGUCCCGCGGCGCCGACGGAGACGACGCCGGGAGAGCGACUAGUCUUCGUACUUUAAUCGGUUAGACGUAGGAAUGAUUGUUUCUGUUGAAAUUUUAUGAAACGACGAGGUCUCACCGCCCGCCGUUCGUGUCGAAGGUGUGGGAGGUGUGGGUAACGUGAAGUGUGCGUCCGUGUUCCUCGCGCUGUCUUUGAGUUUUCUAAAAACUAAGACUGAAAUAUAAUAAAAAUAUAACACUUUAAAAUCUACAUUAAAUGAUAAUACUAUGUUGUCUUAGAUAAAAUUAAUUCAAAUAGAAACAAUUAAAAUUAUAUAAUAUUUAAUGAAUCUUUGAAAUGUAACCUUUGAUGAUAUAGUAUAUUUUGAAGGUCAGUCAAAUGUACGCUAAUCGUCUUGCAAUGUACAGUAACGCGUAUAAGUAACCUAUGUUUAUUUCUCUCCAGCAGCUAAACUCUGAUUAAACAACUUUUAUAUUUAUUUGUAACGAUAAAGGUGUAUAAAAUUAUAAUGCAUAUCAGUACAGUAACGGCAAGGAAUAUUACUUUACAAAGCAUAGUUGACUAUUUUAUUGUAAAUAUUUUGUCUUAUUUAAUACUAGAAUAAUGGUGACCGACGUCACAAUGGCGGUCACUUCAAUUGAGUGUUUGCUACAUUCCAUAUUUAUGUUCAAUUGUUUCGCAACGUACUGUACUUGCUUCGUUCAUCUGUCCGAUGCUCACGUCUGCAUGUCCCUUCGCCACUAAUGUACUGACAAUAAUAACUGAUAGUGAGUAUUGUUAUCAAUGCAGAUUGCAUUAGACGACAAUCAGUCAUUGUUUAAUGAUGGUUGAAUUAGUUAUAAGAGCAAUGUUUAUAUGCAUGCAUGUAUUCGAAGGAAAUAGCAGGAAAUUUAACCUAGAGGUUAGUUCCUUAUACAUGCAUGUUAAUAUAAAUAUUGUAAAGUAUGUAUGUAUUUAUUUGACUGGUGUCCGCAGCGUCAAAUUGCAAUGCAAUUUCAUGAAGUGUUUUUCACCCCGCUUGCUGGUCCGAAUGUUAUGUAAGUUUAUGGUGCUAUGCUUUUUCACAGCAAUAGUCAAAUGUAUUAAUGUUAGGUACAUUGGAAAAAUUAUUUAUUGUUUGUAUUCGUCAAACUGCAAACGAAAAUAAUCCAUGAUGCUCAUGGAUUCGUUUGACAAAAAAAUACCUGAAACAAAAUUACAGAUACAAAUGUUGCCAACUAUGGGCAAUAUUGGCACCACACACAGACUGAAAUUUAUUUAUUAAAAAUUAGUUUGUUAAAUUUAAAAAAGUCACAUCAAGAUAUGUCACCGAAAAAUAUAAAUAUAACAAAAUUGUACAUUGUAUGCUGCGUGUGAGCAGUAUCACAUGUUGCCAGUUUAUGGCCGCUCUGACACUGUAAAUUUUAUAGUGACAUAUUUGCGAAUGACUUUAUGUAUUUGGAACUUGUUUAGUGUGUGGUGGCUAGACUUAAUUUUCACUAACUAGUUGGUUAUUAUGAGAUACCUACUCUAACUUAAACUGUCAAUUUAGAUUGUUUAAUUAUAUCUACAAAUUAAUUGUGUUCCGUAAUGUAAGUUUAAUAAAAUGUUUUGGGUCUUAAGAAUUUGUUCAUAAUAUAUACAUAACAUCUCAUAGGUAGUUGACUGGUGAUAAGUGCAAUAAAUUAAUUUUUAUGGCCCAAAUAAGUCCAAUUUAAUUAAAAUUUAUGUUCAUAGCUUAUUGUAAUUGGAAAUUUAUGAAUCUUUGAGCGUGUCUUCGUAAUUGUAUGUACUGUGUAGAUACCUAUUUUCAUAGUCAUAAUUUAUAAGGCGUGGUAGAAAAAGCAAUCCUUGUACAAAUGCAUAGCAUAUAAAUUAAUAUAAAAGUUGUUUAAAAUAGUUUGUCAGAAUAGUUAUUAAUCUAGAUAACGAACAAUAUUCCAUUUGUCAUAUAUAAAUAAGUGAAGCAAAAGCAAAUUAUUAUUAAUAAAAAUGCAUUAAAUUAUGACCU